Histoplasma mississippiense is the source of this 636-nucleotide messenger RNA. RefSeq lists its product as hypothetical. Gene Ontology annotation, biological process: mRNA export from nucleus; positive regulation of DNA-templated transcription, elongation. Lineage: Eukaryota; Fungi; Ascomycota; Eurotiomycetes; Onygenales; Ajellomycetaceae. The transcript is spliced from 3 exons. Gene Ontology annotation, cellular component: THO complex part of transcription export complex. The coding region runs from base 1 to 636 and encodes 211 amino acids. The record is from RefSeq and is a predicted model, not a curated record. Gene Ontology annotation, molecular function: mRNA binding.
AUGCCGGUUAGCGAAAUCAUCACAGAUCCUUCUCUCCUUCCCGUUCUCCAGACCAGUGCUGAAACACUAUCCCAAUGCCAAAACCUGCUCGCCAUGCUUGACCCUUCCACCUUACCCUCCACUCCGUCGCAGGAUUUCAUCUUAUCCGUAUCAAAACAACAGAAGCUGGUGUUUUCACUCCUAUCACAACUUCGAGGACUCAAUCGCGAUUCCAUCCUGAGUGUUAGAGCCACCAAACAGGCCACUGCGGAGGCGCGGCAAGAGAUUGAUAGGCUACACCUCCACCUUCAGAAUUUAUACUAUGAACAAAGGCAUUUGAAUGGGGAGAUUGCGGCAUGCGAAUCUUACGACCACAAAUACCUCUCUCUUCCCUUAAUACCAGUUGAGGAAUUCCUAAUUAUUCAUCCGGAGCUGGCAGAAGCCGAUCCCAACCAACUCAUGAUUGCACGCAUAAACCACGAACAUGCAGAACGCGAGAAACUAGAGCAGGCCCGACAAGAGCUUCUGAAGCGAAAGCAGGCCUUGAUUGCAGAAAACAAAAAGCGGAAAGAUGACUUGGCUAACCUGGACCAAGACCUUGAGAGGUUUAUUGACGCUGCAAAACCGAUUCAAAAGAUUUUCGAAAAGGAAUACUGA